This is a messenger RNA of Cynara cardunculus var. scolymus (artichoke), 913 nucleotides long. RefSeq lists its product as uncharacterized. NCBI's taxonomy places the organism in Eukaryota, Viridiplantae, Streptophyta, Magnoliopsida, Asterales, Asteraceae. The record is from RefSeq and is a predicted model, not a curated record. The transcript is spliced from 4 exons. Bases 86 to 733 code for a protein of 215 amino acids.
GUGCCUGUUUAAAUUGUCAUAUUUAGGUCGGAUUGAUUGCAAAGACACUUCCAGAAGGCCUGAGAACUUGCAAAACAGAGAAGAAAUGUCGGAGAGCAAGAGAACGGUAAAGCUGUUUUGCCCGUCGUUAUCGAAGGCGGUGCAGCUGGUGGCCGAUGAAAACCAGAGGCUCGACCUUGGCUCUAUUGCCCGGAGCUUCGGCCUGGAACCGGCGACGUUGAAGUUAAACGGUCACUUCAUAAGUAGGGGAGUCGAUCUUAUUGCAUCGUCCGUCACCUGGAAGUCUCUAAUCUCGUUUUUCUCAUCACGAGGACUUUCUACCGGAACUAGUGGUUCCGGCGCCCUAGUUAUCGACGGCAAGCUAUCCAAAUCCGGCUCUAAAAGAACACAUGAUUCGGUAGAUGGGACUCCGAGCAUGAGCGAUAGGGGAUACGACAACAUCAAUAGGAGACCACCGCUUGAGGACUCAAACUCGAUCAAAAAAACAAAGUUCAAAGAUCCGGAUGUCGAUAACGGAAGUCGUAAACACUUUAUAACUAAUGCUUUGAAAAGAAAGCAAGAAGAUGCCAGUUCUUCUUUAAAGAGGUUGAAAGUGGAUGAAUCAGGUUCACAAUACACCUGCUCCGAAACCCUUUCCAAAACACGACUUCCGUGCAGUUUUCUGAGCAUAAAUAUGAAGCGGAUGAGAGAGGACGAAAUGGUUCUCCCGGCUUCUUGCAAGAAAAUCAGAUAAUAUCAAGACACCAACUGUAAGCAAGUAGACUGCAUAUAUAUACUAGAUUUGAACCUAUUAUUUUCUUUCUGCAUCGACAAUUUUUAAAAAUCGAUAGGUGUGUUAUGUGCUGUUCUUGUUGUAUUACGUAUACUGAAAACUUGCAUUUUGCCUCGAUGUAAUGUAAUAUUCUUUCAUCUC